AUGAUGGAAAGUCUGUCAGAUACAAAGUGGGAUGUGGUGAUCAAUGGGACUGGCUUUGGUCAGUCUCUCCUGGCACUGGCCCUCUCACGCUCUGGAAAGAAGGUUCUUCACUUGGACUCAAACCAGUACUAUGGUGGUCCAGAUGCAGCCUUCAGUCUUGAUGAGGCCCAGGAAUGGGUCAAGGAAGUUAAUCAAGGCAGCCACUCAUUAUUUAAAGAUGCCUCUAUAUCCACUUUUCAACAAUCUGGGGACUCUUCAGUUUCUGCUGAGCAACCAGAGUCGCCAAAGCUUGCGUCUAGUCGAGCUUACACAUUGUCCCUCUCCCCGUAUUUCCUUCAUGCUCGCUCCGCACUAAUGUCAGCCCUCGUAUCAUCCAAGGUUUUUCGCCAGCUCGAAUUUAUGGCUGUGGGCAGCUGGUGGAUUUACGCACCUGAGAAGCCUGAAUCUGAGAGCUGCAACCUCGGCGCGGAAAAUGUCCUCUACCGGGUCCCUGGUAAUCGGGAGGACAUCUUCGCUGCUUCUCAUAUAAGCAUGAAGUCAAAAAGAACCCUCAUGCGGCUACUGCGUCACAUCACCAAAUCCAGUGAGGAAGAAGGCUCAGAUGAAAUUGAAGACAUGUCCAUGCCAUUCAAAAACUACUUGGUUUCCAAAUUCAGUGUUCCAGAGGAGCUUCACGAUCCCCUGCUGUCGCUAUCUUUGUCUCAGCUUUCUCAACAGGAUACAUCUGCCAGCUAUGCAGUUUCCAAAAUUCAACGGCAUUUGUCAUCCAUUGGGCAUCUUGGCCCUGGGUUUGGAGCUGUGAUUGCAAAGUAUGGUGGCGCACCCGAAAUACUGCAAGCUGCCUGCCGUGCCUCCGCUGUGGGAGGGGGUGUAUAUGCCCUGGAUACGCAGAUGAAUGAUGUCAAAUGGCGCACAAGCUCCGAAUAUUCUGAGCAUCCCUUCUUGGUUACAUUGGCCAAUGAAGGCGACAUUCAGUCUAAAUUCUUGUUUCACUCAACGCCGGAUUCCUUGGAAGAUUCAAGACCCUUGAUUGAAGUGGCUCGUUCGGUCAGUGUUGUGUCGGGAACUUUCCCUUCCCUUUUCCCUCGUACAGUCGAAGGAGCUCCUUUGCCUGCAACUGCAGUUCUCAUGUUCCCGGGACAUACCUUGGGUAGUCCUGAAGCACCUCCUGUAUACCUGCAGGUCCAUUCAAGUGACACUGGCGAGUGUCCUCUUCAGCAGAGUGUAAUCUAUUGCAGUGUGGCCCUCGCCGGACCCGAAGGUCAAUCAAUCCUUGAAGCUGCAUUAGACAAACUUCUUGCCGCUGAAGGUCAUUCUGCCCGCAUGCUUUGGUCUUGUCGAUACACCCAACGCGGUCUCCUCAGUAAUGGGGAGACCCGGUGGUACCUUAAACAGGAGGACUCUUGUCCUGACCUCUACUUCUUCCCACCCCCAAGCCUUGACUUUGCCUUCGAAGAUGACACCCUCGACAUCGUCAAGGAGGCUUGGAAGAAGAUUGUAGGAGAGGAGGUAAAUGAUGAUGAUUUCAUGAUGUUUGACGAUCGUGAAGGCACUUCUGAUCAAUGA
Messenger RNA from Penicillium soppii, 1566 nucleotides. Its product is annotated as putative Rab geranylgeranyl transferase escort protein. The record is from RefSeq and is a predicted model, not a curated record. Bases 1 to 1566 code for a protein of 521 amino acids. Gene Ontology annotation, molecular function: GDP-dissociation inhibitor activity. Gene Ontology annotation, cellular component: cytoplasm; nucleus; cytosol. Gene Ontology annotation, biological process: vesicle-mediated transport; protein geranylgeranylation; small GTPase-mediated signal transduction. The transcript has 4 exons. NCBI's taxonomy places the organism in Eukaryota, Fungi, Ascomycota, Eurotiomycetes, Eurotiales, Aspergillaceae.